This is a messenger RNA of Oryctolagus cuniculus (rabbit), 1465 nucleotides long. The record is from RefSeq and is a predicted model, not a curated record. Lineage: Eukaryota; Metazoa; Chordata; Mammalia; Lagomorpha; Leporidae.
AUGGAGAACCAGACAAAAUUAGGUGAAUUGCUGCAGCUGAAAGAGGUGAACUCCCAGCCCAGGCAAUCUGGAUCUGGCACGUGUACCUGCUCCGGGGCCAGGACCCUUCCCCGGAUCAGGCGCCGCCUGAAGCCAAGACAGCCCGGGAGUCAGGUGGGCGCUGGGCCCCCAGGGGGCUGUCGAGGGUGGGAGCUAGACACGGGGACGCACCGGCAUCCGUCAGCGAUUCCUCUGCCUUUGGACAAGUCGGUGCCUAGGGCGAGAUUCUGGAGGCAGGUGGGAGCAGCCCGGAAGCCCGAGGGGGAGGGCGCGCCGCCUCCCUCCUCAGAGCAUGGUGCGGGAGCGCCGCGGCGGCCGUUCCUCCUCCGCCUCUGGACUCCCGGGGCGCGGCUGUCCCUUCCAGGUCUCCCUCCGGGCCUUCCCAGGGCCGGGGAAAGUUCCUCCGAACCCACAGCGCCCUUGGAUUUGGAGCCUGCCGCGGCGCUGGCUGUGGAAUCCGCUCUGCUCGGAGCCCAGCGGAGCGCGUCGCGGGCGCUAGGAAGCCGCCGUCUGCGGGCGCCGGAGCGGCGCUGCCCGUGCGGAGCCGAGAGUUUGCAGCCCCGGCCGCGAGUGGCCCCGUCGCCCCGCGGUUGUUUCCUGCGCGGGGCGCGGCGACGAGGUCUGCAAGUUGCAAGGAGACCCCCAGGGGUCCGGAGAGGGCUGCGCUCCGCCUCGCAUCCCUUCCUGCGGUCCCCGGCGCUCGGGCGUGAAAUCGGGGCGACGUGUACGGAGGCCUCCGGGUCCCGCCGAGACUGAUCUGCGGCGCUCCCCGCCUGGCCCCAGUCCGCACCCGGAGCCCGGGAGCGCGGGGCUCGAGGAAGGCCGGGCAGAGGGGACGGGGGCGAGGGGCGGCGGCGGCGGCGACAUGGCGCGGUUCCCCAGGGCCGACCUGGCUGCGGCGGGAGUUGUGCUACUUUGCCACUUUCUGAUGGACUGCUGUCAGUUCGCCCAAGGGGAGCCUGGACGCCGAAGGAACGGCAGAGUGGACAGUGAGAGAGAAAGGUCUUCCUUUUCCGUUGGUUCACCCCCCAGUGGCUGCUGCGGUUGGCGCGCUGUGGUGCGUGCACCACGCUGAUCCGAAGCCAGGAGCUUCUCCUGAUCUCCCAUGAGGGUGCAUCCUCCACCACACUCCCGGGCCACAGCAGAGAGCUGGCCUGGAAGAAGAGCAACCAGGACAGAAUCCAGCGUCCCAACCAGGACUAGAACCUGGUGUGCCGGCGCCACAGGUGGAGGAUUAGCCUGGUGAGCCACAGCACCGGCCUGUACCAUUUACCUUUGAAACCAGUUUAGAUGUUUGAGCAUUCUUUGUUUCCAGGGAGACUUUUCCUAUGAAGAGGUUUAAUUAUGACAUGAAUGCAAAUUGUGAUUCCCUGAAGAUACUGAUUGUGUUUGGGUUAGUAUUCAAUAAAAAUCAGUUGGUCAAAAA